This is a messenger RNA of Cyprinodon tularosa, 4554 nucleotides long. It is a transcript of the gene ncam1a, whose product is annotated as neural cell adhesion molecule 1a. NCBI's taxonomy places the organism in Eukaryota, Metazoa, Chordata, Actinopteri, Cyprinodontiformes, Cyprinodontidae. Gene Ontology annotation, cellular component: membrane; neuron projection. Gene Ontology annotation, molecular function: protein binding. Bases 261 to 2789 code for a protein of 842 amino acids. The transcript has 18 exons. The record is from RefSeq and is a predicted model, not a curated record. Gene Ontology annotation, biological process: cell adhesion.
GCGGAGUGAUCCGCGCUAGUAUCCGUUCAGUGCGUCUCUGUGCGCGUUGGUGCGAUAUUCGGUUGCUCCUGUCAUUCACUGUGCCGCGGCGCGAACACGGGUAGCGACAAGGACCAAAAAUCCAUCCUGUUGCAGCUGUUAUUUACGUGCCUGGAGGAAAAAAAAAAAAACAACCAAAACAAAAUCCAUCAGAGGCUGGUUUCUGUUCAUCCAGAAGCUCCUCACAAGAUCUUCAAGGAGAGUAUCUGUGAGACAUUACAAUGCUUCAGAUAAGGGACAUCCUCUGGGGACUGUUGUUCACCGGCUGUGCAGCUGCCAUUCAGGUGCAAAUCACUCCAUCGCAAGGGGAAAUCAGUGUUGGAGAGUCCAAGUUUUUCCUCUGCGAAGUGGUCGGGGAUGCAAAAGAAAUUGACUGGUUUUCCCCUACUGGUGAUAAGAUCCUCCCAAAUCGGCCAAACAUCUCUGUGAGUUCUACUGACGAGGCCACAUCGGUUCUCACCAUCUACCAUGCCACUGUGGACAACGCUGGUACUUACAAAUGUAUCGCAAAAAAUGGAGACAAGGAGGCCCAAGCUACAGUUCAAGUUAAAAUCUUCCAAAAGAUCACCUUCGUGAAUGCAGCGAGUCCACAGGAGUUCAACGAGGGUGACAGCGCUGAAAUCAUCUGCGAUGUGGUUAGCUCGCCGCCACCCUCAAUCAUUUGGAAACACAAGGGCGUCAUAGUCGAUUCCUCCAAAGAUGUCCGUUACAAAUUCAUGGAAAAUGGCCACCUGGUGAUACGUGGCAUCAAGAAGGCUGAUGAAGGAACGUAUUCUUGUGAAGCUCGUGUUAAUACCAGGGGAGAAAUUGACUUCCGGAUGAUAAAGGUCAUCGUUAAUGUCCUUCCUACAAUCCGCCCGAGGAAAGCUGAAGUCAACGCCACAGCGGAUGUUGGGGAUGGUGUCUUGCUGGCCUGUGAUGCAGAUGGCUUCCCUGAGCCCACUGUUACCUGGACACAUAACGAUGUCGUCCUUCAAAUGGGUGAAAAAUACAGUUUGAACGAGGAUGGUUCUGAAUUGGUAAUAAAUGACGUCCAGAAGGUGGAUGAAGGAGAUUAUACUUGCAUUGCCGUCAACAAGGCAGGAAGGAAAGCCGAGAUCGUCAGCCUGAACGUGUUUGUGCUGCCCAGAAUUACCUACUUCAACAACAACACUGCCUCUGAGUUUGAUGAGGAGGUCACCCUGACCUGUGAGGCCUCGGGUGACCCCACACCCACCAUCUCCUGGAGAUUUGGAGACGCAGUUUUCAUUGAUGGAGAGCAGAGCCUUGAUAGGAACGUUGUGGUGCGAAGCCACGCACGGGUAUCCUCCCUCACCCUGAAGAAUGUCCAGUACACGGAUGCUGGUCAUUAUCUUUGCGUUGCCAGCAACUCAAUUGGUGAAGACAACCAGGAAGUGUUCCUCGAAGUGCGCUAUACUCCAAAGAUUGAGGGUUUUGUGGCAUCUUGGACAUGGGAAGGAAACCCAGCCAAUUUAUCCUGUCUGGUGACUGCCAACCCCAGAGCCUCGGUGGUUUGGUACCGAGACGGAGUCGAGCUGCCAAGUGUAAACUCAACCAACAUACGGAUCUUCAACACCCAUAAUGCCAGCCAUCUGGAGAUUACACCUGAGUCCCAAAGUGACUUUGGAAGCUACAACUGCACAGCAACUAAUGGAAAAGGCACCGAUUCCAAGGAGUUCGUCCUAAUCCAAGCAGAUGUGCCGGGGUCGCCUAUAAUCGAAGAAGUGCAGCCGUUCUCCAGCACAGCAAAGGUGGUGUUCAAGGAACCUGUCAGCAGUGGCGGAGUGCCGGUUUUAAAGUACAGAGUGGAAUGGCGUCUGCCUGGUAGGGAGUGGAAAAGUGAGGAGUACAAAGCUGAAGCAGACAUGACCAGCGUGAUCAUCGACGGACUGAAACCAGAGACUACCUACGAGGUCAAGAUGUCCGCCAUCAACGGGAAAGGCGAGGGCGAGAGCAGCCGUACCAGCCUUUUUAAGACGGAGCCAGUCCGGGAACCAAAUGCUCCCUUACUAGAAGUCAUGCCUAUAAAGAGCAGUAACACUGUGAAAAUCAAGUGGACCAAGCAGGACGACGGUGGAUCUCCAAUUAAACACUUGCUGGUCAGAUACAAGGCUAAGCAUGUGUCUGACUGGAAACCAGAACUGAAACUUCCCCCUAGGAGCGAGUAUGUCAUUCUGAACGGCCUUGAUUGGAAUACAGAUUACGAGGUCCAUGUGGUAGCAGAGAAUCAACGGGGCCGAUCCGAGCCAUCCAUCACUUCCUUCAGAACAGCCACAGAACCCACCGCCAUCCCAGGUUCUGGAGAUGCUGCAGCCGGUGGCUCCGGACUCGGCACCGGAGCAAUUGUGGGAAUCCUCAUCGCUGUUUUCUUGUUGCUACUGGUUGCUGUGGAUGUCACCUGCUAUUUCCUCAACAAGUGUGGACUCCUCAUGUGCAUCGCUGUAAAUGUCUGUGGGAAGGCUGGCCCAGGUGCAAAGAGCAAGGAUAUCGAAGAGGGAAAGGCAGCGUUCUCGCAAGAUGAGUCUAAGGAGCCUAUUGUGGAAGUGAGAACAGAGGAAGCAAACACCCCAAACCAAGGAGGAGGGGUUCCGACUGAGCCCAAUGAGACCACCCCACUGACAGAACCAGAAGGGAAGACGGUGAAGGAUGAAAACACCAAAGCCGAGACGGAGGUGAAGAACGCCACGACUGAGGUGAAGACGGUUCCCAACGAGGCUCCUCAGGCAAACGGCAACGAAAGUAAAGCGUAAUCACCGCCUCCCGGAAGCAGGGAGAAGAAGGACGGGGAAGGGGUGUAGUUUGGAUUGGGAGAGUUUGGGGGAAUGGGCUUUACAGGUUAAAAGCUGGGCUGGUCACAGUCACUGAAACUUCAACACAAUUUCACACACCAUCCCACUGCAUUAGAAACAGCAACUAGGAAAAAAAAAUUAAAGUGUCUGCUGGAAAAUGACCAGGUACAAUAGACAUAAAAGCCUUACUUUCUUUUACACCCAUUUAAAUCAGUCAUUGUAAGGAAUAAAUAUUCAUGCAUCCAUUUCACCAAUUGUCUGUUAACAGCAGAAUAGCAUCUGUAGUAUUUUAUCUAGAUAAAGUUGGUUGAAUUGUAGCUUUACUUCACAGAUUUACUGCCUUUAAGAUGCACACAAAUGUAAGACCGACUCUGCUACUCGUCAUUAUGGGGUUAUGGAUUUGGGUCUUCUUUUUUUACAUUUUUAUUUUUGUUUCCGUAAUGUUCUGAUUGCCGCUUUAGCUGUUUUUAAUGUCUUAUUAAGCAUGUGGGGUUUUUUUUGUUUGUGAAGUUGCUGUAUUUCUGUACAUUCGUAUGUAAUCGGGUUUGCUUCGUUUUUUCCUCUUACCUGCGUUUCACUUCAUCUCAUCUUAAGUCCCAAAAACUGAAAAAUUUUCGUGCAAAGUAUUCCCCUUGAUGUUAAUACUGACUGCUUUUUGUUUUUUGUCUCCUAAAAAUUUUCUUUGCGUACAGUUUAGACAUGGACCAAUCAGAGGUUUUUACAGCCACUGAUGAUUUUAGCAAGCCAGUUUUCUCCUGAUUAACUACAGUUAUGUAUUCCAAAUAUUGCUUCAUGUUUUUCAUGCCAUCAUGUUAAAUAUAAAAGACUAACAUCUCUAAAUUCAGUACGACUUUUGUCCAAAGGAGAAUGUUGCUAGUUUACCUUACUACACAUUUGACGCUGUAACAAUUACUCUUGGAUCACCCCAUUUGCACACUUGCCAAAAGAAUUGCAAGUUCUGCAACUCUUGUGUCUUGUAAUCUAUAAGGCAUUGCAUCAAUUAACCGAUAAGGAUAUUACUUAAGCUCAUGCUAAUAUAAACAAACCCCCUAAGUUAUAUUGGGACGAUGGUUGAAACUGAAAGUAAAACUGAAUGCAUUCUGAUUAAUUCUAUGGCUUGAUGCACAGAAACCCAAAUUUAGCCCCAUAAAAUGUGCAUUUUUUUAUUAAUGCCAUCUUAGUAAAUUUGAAAGAAUAACAUCUCUGAAUUCAGUAUGAUUGAUGUUGAAUGCUCAAAGGCAGUGUAUUUUUUUUUAACUCCGUUCCUCAAGGCGCACUGCUCGGCACUGCCCGGCUUCAGCAUUACUGGAUUUCAGCUAAUGGCCAAUUAACUAGCUUUGCUGAGCUGCAGUCAUUGAAUCUGUUGUCUUUCAGCCUUUAUUCUACUGUAAUCUCUGUCAGGCUUUAAAGGUAGCUGCAAAAAAGCUUAAAAUUUGUUCUUAUAACUGUUGGGCUUACUCUAGCCUCAUUUUUGUCCCCUUUCUACUGCAGCAAAGCCCACUUUGGUCCCUCUUACCGUAGGUACACUUGGUAGUACAAAGAUAUUAGUUAAUCUAUUGAAAAAUUUAUGGAUUUUGAAUCACUAAUUUGAUUACUAGCUGUUUUUAUGUUUGCAAAUUUCAUUUUUUUUACUGGCUUCUUGGACUUACUGCAUGGUGGAUCUGGUUGCCUUGCAGUGUUGUGAGCUGUCAGUUCUUUCAGUGAUUAAAUUUACGAUUAAAAUGCA